Molecule: messenger RNA, 7874 nt
Organism: Lacerta agilis (Sand lizard)
Lineage: Eukaryota; Metazoa; Chordata; Lepidosauria; Squamata; Lacertidae
Gene: CLIP1
Product: CAP-Gly domain containing linker protein 1
Exons: 28
Coding region: 141-6767 (2208 amino acids)
Biological process (GO): cytoplasmic microtubule organization; positive regulation of microtubule polymerization
Cellular component (GO): cytoplasm; microtubule plus-end; nucleus
Molecular function (GO): microtubule plus-end binding
Source: RefSeq, a predicted model, not a curated record
CCCCUGCCGCCGCCGCCUCCCCAUUUGCUCCCUGCCUGCGGGUUUAACUUGGAGGCAAACGACGUAGAAACCCAUAUUGCAUCCAUGUUUGGGAAAAGAUAGUUACUGCAGACAAGAGGGGAUCAAACACUGACAAGAAGAUGAGUAUGUUAAAACCGAGUGGGCUUAAGGCCCCCACCAAAAUCAGCAAGCCUGGAGGCGCAUUACUGAAAAUAGCUGCAUCAGCUGCUCCUGCCCCGUCAGAAAAGACAGCAGCCUGUGAGAAGACACCAGCUGCACCCACUUCAGAAGCACAGGAUGAGUUUGUGGAUGACUUCAGAAUCGGGGAGCGUGUUUGGGUCAAUGGGAAUAAGCCUGGUUUUAUUCAAUUCCUGGGAGAAACACAAUUUGCUCCUGGACAGUGGGCAGGGAUUGUUUUGGACGAACCCAUUGGCAAGAAUGAUGGGUCUGUGGCUGGAGUUCGGUAUUUCCAGUGCGAGCCUCUAAGGGGAAUUUUUACGAGACCCUCUAAGCUAACACGGAAAGUAGUGACUGAGGAUGAAGCCAAUGGUACGCAGGCCUCUUACGCUUCCCGGGCAACUUCGCCAACCUCUGUGUCAGCUGCUAGCCUCGUGUCUUCACCGUCUGCAGCAGUGCACCUGCCCCCCACAGGUAUUCCCCAUAAGACAUCGCCUCCUACUGCUAAGGAACUCCCCACUUCUCAAAUUACCAAUCUUUCCAAAACAGCAAGUGAAUCCAUAUCAAACCUUUCUGAAGCUGGCUCUCUGAAGAAAGGAGAAAGAGAACUCAAAAUGGGGGACAGAGUUUUGGUUGGUGGAACGAAAGCUGGCGUAGUCCGUUUCCUGGGGGAGACCGACUUUGCGAAGGGAGAAUGGUGUGGUGUUGAAUUAGAUGAACCCCUAGGGAAGAACGAUGGUGCAGUAGCUGGAACAAGGUACUUCCAGUGCCAGCCCAAAUAUGGUUUGUUUGCCCCUGUCCAUAAAGUUACCAAGAUUGGCUUCCCAUCGACUACACCGGCCAAAGCCAAGGCAGCGGUCAGGAAAGCCAUCCCAAUGCCCUCAAGCUUGAAACGCAGCCCAAGUGCCUCUUCCGUCAGCUCACUGAGUUCUGUGGCAUCAUCAGUAAGCAGCAAGCCAAGCCGUACAGGACUAUUGACAGAAACAUCUUCACGAUAUGCAAGGAAGAUUUCAGGCACCACUGCUCUGCAGGAAGCGCUGAAAGAGAAACAGCAGCACAUUGAGCAGCUCCUGGCUGAGAGGGACCUGGAGAGAGCAGAGGUUGCUAAGGCCACCAGCCAUGUUGGGGAAGUAGAGCAACAGCUGGCAUUGGCACAAGAUGGCCAUGAUCAGCGAAUACUGGAAAUGGAGGCUAAGAUGGACCAGUUGAGGGCUUUGGUUGAAGCCGCGGACAGAGAAAAGGUGGAACUGCUUAACCAACUGGAGGAAGAAAGAAGGAAGGUUGAAGACCUCCAAUUCCGUGUAGAAGAGGAAUCCAUUACAAAAGGCGAUUUAGAGCAAAAGAGGCAGAUUUCUGAAGAUCCUGAGAAUACGCAGACCAAACUGGAGCAUGCGCGCAUUAAGGAGCUUGAACAGAGCCUGCUCUUUGAAAAGACCAAAGCUGAGAAACUCCAGAGGGAGUUAGAAGACACUAGGGUGGCCACUGUAUCAGAAAAAUCUAGGAUCAUGGAACUGGAAAGAGAUCUAGUACUGCGGCAGAAAGAAGUAACUGAGUUACGAGCAAGAUUAGAGUCCAGUAAGCCAGCCAGCAAUGUGGACACUUCUCUCUCACUGCUGCAAGAAAUCAGCACACUGCAAGAGAAGAUGGCACUGCUAAGCAAGGAGCAUCAGGAUGAGGUGAAGUCAUUGAAAGAGAAGCUUGGAAUCAGUGAAGAGUCAUGCCAUAAGGAAAUUAAAACCUUGUUGGCAUCCAAUGAAAAGAUGUUGAAAGAGAACGAGUCCCUGAAAAUGAAGCUGGAUACUGCCCACAAGGAGAAUUCAGAUGUGAUUGAGUUAUGGAAAUCCAAGCUGGAGUCUGCCACUGCUUCACAUCAUCAAGCAAUGGAAGAGCUGAAGACCUCUUUCAGCAAAGGAGUUGGGGCUCAGACAGCUGAAUUUGCAGAGCUCAAGACCCAGAUUGAGAAGAUGAGAGUGGAGCAUCAGCACGAAACAUCAAACCUGAAACUAAAGCAAGAAAACGAGAGGCUGCAUCUCCUGAAGGAGAUUGAAACUCUGAAAGAGAAGCUGCUGGAAGUCACAGAGGACAAGGAGAGAAGCCUGGAGGCCUUGAACACCAAAUUAGAAAGUGCUGAAGAUCAGCAUUUGGUGGAAAUGGAAGACACUCUGAACAAGUUACAGGAGGCCGAGAUAAAGGUAAAGACGCUAGAGGGGCUCCAGGCCAAGUGCACAGAACAAGCCAAGAUGAUUGAUAAUCUUAAAGCAAAGAUCAAAGGCACUGAAGCAAAGCUCUUGGAACUAGAUGCUCUUCAGGUGGCAAGUUCUGAAGGUAAACUGGAGCUGGAGAAGCUUAGCAAGGAGCUUGAGGCAGCUGAAAAAAAGAUACAGAGUUUAGAGAAUGACAGGAAUAAUGAAAGUAGCCAGGCUAUUAGUCUGGUCAAAGAACUACAAGCGAAAGAGCAAAAGAUUCUUGAUCUUGAAAAUCACUUGGGUGAAGUAAAUCAACUUAAAGAUUGUUUGGCAAAGGAGCUUGAAGAUUUGAAAGAAAAAUUUACUGAGGCUGGUGAUGAGGCAGAAAGUAUACAAAAAUCUAUGCAAGAAACUGUUGAAAAACUAAACCAAAAAGAGCAACAAUUUGCACACAUGUCAUCUGAACUGGAUCAGCUGAGAUCUAACUUGGCAGCCAUGGAGAAGAAAAUGAAAGAAAGAGAAGAGAGAGAACACCAGCUGAUCGAGGCCAAAGCCAAACUCCAAAAUGAUAUAGCCGAAAUAAUGAAAUCCUCGGGAGACAGUUCUUCACAGCUUACAAAGAUGAAUGAUGAUCUCCGGCAAAAAGAGAAGCAAGUAGAGGAGCUUCAGCUUCAGCUCACCAAGGCAAGUGAGAGAGCUUCUCAGCUGCAGGAAAAUGUGGAGCAGGCGACACGUAAAGCUGAAGAGGAACAAGAGGAAGUGCACAAAAAGCAUCAGGCUGAACUGCAAAAGAUGCAGGACAAAUUAAGCAACCUGGAGAAGAAAAUUUCGGCUGGCCAAAAUCAGUAUAAAGAUCUGCAGACAACGCAUAAAAGAACGCAUUCAGAGAUGGCCGCCAAGCAUGAUGCAGCCAUCAAGGAGCUGAAGCAACAACUUCAGGAAACGCAACAGCUAUUGGCAACUGCACAAAAGGUGAACAGUGACUUAGAGAAACAGACCAAGGAGCUGAAAAAGGAAGCAGAGCAUGCAAAGUCCUUAACCUCUGUGUUAGCAGCAGCCAGAAAAGAGAUUGAACUAAUGUCAGAGGAGAUGAGGGCUUUGAUAUCAGAGAAAGAAACCUUGGCACAGGAGGGGAAUGCUUUAAAAUUAGAAAAAGGUUCCUUGUUAUCAAAACUUGUAGAGUUGGAGUCCAAGACUGGGUUAUUAAAACAAGAUCAGGAAAAGCUUUGGACAGUGAAUGAAGAACUUAACCUAGAGAACAAAAAAAUCAUAAAGGAGAAACAAGAAGCUGAGAAUAAAACUCAGCAGGAAAAAACUAAAAAUGAUGAAUUAAUUUCUGAGAAAGGAAAGUUGCUCUUAGAAAUAGAGGCAGCCCAAGAUGAUCUUCUUAAAAUAACUAGAGAGAAUGAUGCUCUACGCACCUCAAAGGUGGCUCUCCUCCACCAGGUGGAUGAGCUCCAGACCCAUAGAGAUGCCUUGGCACAGGAAUGUCAGAAGCAUAUCUGCCAAAGGGAAGAGCUCCAGGAUUGCCAGAGAAAGCUUUCCGAGGAAAAUGCUGCUCUUCUCAAAGAUAAGGAUGACGUCAUUCAGAAGCUAAAGAGUUCUUAUGAAGACAUGGCCAGGGACCAAAAAGAGCUGCUUCAAGAAGUCACUUCCCUGGCUGCUGAGCGGGACUCGCUCUUAGGGAAACACUUGGAUCUCGAAAACCAGAAUGUGGCUUUGAAAAGAGAAAGGGAUAAUCUAUUGCAGACUAGCCAGGAUCUACAGUCAGAUAAGGAGACUCUCCUGGAAAGCCAGGAAGAGCUGCAUAAAAGCUUAGAGCAGGCUCUAGAUGAAAAGCAGAAGCUUGAGGUGAAAAGUGAAGGCCUGCACACUGAUCUAGAAGCAGCAAAUAAGGAACUGAAAAAGCUUACCAAAGACAAGGUUCAACUGCAGGCUGCUCAUGCCAGCCUUUCGAAGCUCCUAGAAGAGAUCAAGGCCAGUAGGGAGUCAACAGACUCUGAAUGUAUUCAGUUACUGCAAGAGAAGGAAGCCUUGUUUUCUGCUGAGAGGAGGCUUUCGAGUGAAAGAGAAGAGCUUUUGAAUGAAAACAAGGCCCUUUCUGAAAAGCUGGCUAAUGUCUCUGAAAAUGCCACUCUUUCCGAGAGGAUGCUGAAUGAAAAGCUAAGCCAGAUGAGCGCAGAGAAGGAGUUGACUUCUCAGAAGUCCUCAAAGCUCAAGAAGCAGAAUGAGAACCUUCUGAAGGAAAAGGCCAUUCUGGAAGCAAAAUGUGCUGAGCUUCUUUCAGAGAAGCAGUCUGUGACCAAAGCCCUAUGCGACUUGAAGAGGAAACAUGAAUUGGACAUCUCUGCAAAGCGGAUGCUCACUCAAGAAAAGGCCAGACUCCAGGGCAGUGUUGAAACUUUGAAGCAAGAGCUUGACCAAAAAACGGAAGAAAACCAAGAGCUUGCUAGCUACAAAUGUGAGCUGUCCAAAAUCCUGAAAGAGACCCAGAGCGCCAAAACAGUGUUAGAAAAUGAGUAUUCUGCUUUGCUUCAUGCCAAGCAACUGUUAGCAGCUUCAUUUAAAAGUAGUUCUUCUGAGAAAGAGCUACUGAGCCAAGAGAAGGUUCGGUUGCAAGAGGAAUGUCAAAAGUUGAGUAAAGAGUUCAAAACGGUCCAUGAUAAUCUGAUAAUAGAACGGGACAGUAGGAAGCUGGAAAAAGAGUCCUUUGUGGUAGAGAACACACAGCUUCAUAACAGUGUCAGCCAGUUAGAGACUGAGAAUGAACAGCUAACAUCCCAAAACAAGGAGCUGUUGGCUGAGAGGGAUAAGCUGAAACAAGAGAAGUUAAAAUCUGAAUCUAAACUGGAGGAAAUUAUGAAGGAAAAGGAGAUCCUUAGGGUUGAAACAGAUCAGCUCGCAUCCAAUAUUGAGAAGUUGAAGGGUGAAUUUGUGGCAUUGACGAAGUCCAAAGCUGAGCUCCAGGAACUGCACAGCUGUGUCUCCAAGAUCCUAGAAGAUCUCCGUUCCAGCCAUGAAACAUCUGAACUGGAACGUGUUAAACUUCUUCAGGAGAAUGAGAUUCUGCUUUCCGAGCAGAAACAUCUGAUCACAAUAAAAGAAGAAAUAUUGAAAGAGAAAGAAAAGUUCUCUGAAGACUACUAUAAGCUUCAUGAGGAGAUAACACUUCUAGCACAGGCCAACAGUGAGCUGUCAGCCAGCCUCUUGGCAUCUCAGAAUAAAAACCUGGUGCUCCAGAAAGAAAAGGAUGAGCUUAUAUUGAAACUGAAAGAAUUCGAGAAUCUUCAGGCACAUGCGGCAAUGCAAAGAUUUGAGACUGCACAAACAGCAGAAGAUGCUUUGCAGAUAGUUGAACAGGUGACCAAAGAGAAGGAAGUCCUUCAUAAAGAGAAGAUGGAUACUUUGACCUCACUGGAGGAUUCCAGGCAGGCUAAUCAGAAGCUGCAGAAGGAGUUGGAUGCCCUUAAAGGAAGUGCUCUAAAGAGCAAAGAAGAGCUGAACAAGUCUCAGGAGCUCCUCAAAACAGAGAACAAGAAAAUGGAAGAGAUGAGAAAAGAACUAGAAGUACUAAAGCUGGUGGAGGCUGAGAAGUCCCAGCAGCUUGCUGUCUUGCAAGAAGAGAACAUUAAACUUGCUGAGGAGCUUGGCAAAGGGGAAGUCACCAGUCACCAGAAGCUGGACGAAGAAAGAUCUGUCCUUAAUAACCAGUUGCUAGAGAUGAAAAAGAGAGAAUCUGACUUAAAAAAAGAAAUUGAUGAAGAGAGAACAUCCUUGCAGAAAUCCAUCAGUAUUACUAGUGCCUUGAUCACAGAGAAAGAUGAAGAACUGGAAAAACUCAGAAAUGAGGUGACCGUGCUCCGUGGAGAGAAUGCCACUGCGAGGAAUUUGCAUUCCGUAGUUCAGUCUCUGGAGUCUGAUAAGUUGAAACUUGAACUAAAAGUAAAGAAUCUGGAGCAGAAGCUCAGAGAGAGCCAGAAACAACCACGUAGCUCCUCAGAUGACACAGCCAGUGAUGACCUCCAGGAUGAAAAUAACCAAGAAAGCCAGCAUAUGAUUGACUUUCUAAAUUCAGUGAUUGUGGAUCUUCAAAGGAAAAAUGAAGAACUGAAAUUGAAAGUGGAAAUGAUGUCUGAGGCAGCACUCAAUGGCAAUGAGGAAGAAGCUAUUAAUUAUGACAGUGAGGAAGAAAAUCAAGUCAAGAAGAAGCCUCGCCUUUUCUGUGACAUUUGUGACUGUUUUGAUCUCCAUGACACUGAAGAUUGUCCAACUCAAGCACAGGCGUUAGACGAACCUCCACAUUCAACUUACCAUGGCAGCCGAAAAGAAGAGCGCCCCUAUUGCGAAAUCUGCGAAGUGUUUGGGCACUGGGCUACAAAUUGCAAUGACGACGAGACCUUCUGAUGCAGGAGAGGACCAGGGAAAAGAAACUUUGCUCUGUGCAUUAGUCGGACCAUGUCCACCCCCAGCCAUUGAGGGGGCUGAUGACGCCGGAAAGAAAAGGACAGCCACCCUUGCCCUCCCCAACCUCUUCACAACCAACAGACAUAAGAGAUAUUUUGGUCUUCCAUAGCAAAAUAACUUUAUACUGCCCUAAGUUAAAUGAAAAUAGAAAUAAAUAAUUUACUAGGCAGAUUGCUGCCAUUUUCUUUUCCAACUUCUGGGUUUGCAUUAUCUUUAAAGAGGAACUUCCCAUAUGUCAUGUUGUUUAGCUGUAAGGGGGAAACUGCAACACUCUAGUUGUUUUAGCUUAUUUAAAGACCUUUAAAAUUAUGCUGUUAAUUUUCAUAUUUGCACUAUGCUCUUAAAGCUGCAGUUGUACGUUUUUAGAUUUUGUAAAGUUUUCAACACUGGAAUGAGUUAAGAGAUAAGCUCUUCUUUAUUAUUUUCAUCUGCUCAGUUAUCUCUUGUUCAAAGAAUAUGUGAGCUCCGGUGCGCUACCUAGAGAUCAGUAGUGCCUUUAUUUCAGCAAGAUUUCUUAACGGUGUGAAAUUUUGUUUAGAAAAAUAUCAUGAAGCAGGUAAGCCAACAAGCUACUGUGCAGAAACUUUUUUAUAACAAAGCCUCUAAGCUGCGCACAUGGACGGACCUCCCUUUCCACGUUCUUUCAGCUUCUGUAGAGUUGUACAUAAUAAGUACAUAUAUAAAUAUAUUUAAGAAAAAGGUUUAUAUUUUGGAAAAUUCUUGUUGUCUUCAGUGCUUCUGUUCAUCUGAACUCCUCAGAGAACCUUUGUGCACAGCACAGUCACUUGAUUUAAUAACGUUAGAUAACCUCAAUCUUGGGAGAUUUUUUCUGACUGAGUUUAUUUUGUGUGUUUGCAAAAAAAGAAAAAUCUUCCAGCAAAUUUGUAUCCUGUAAAAGGUUUUUAUUAAAGCCCAUUCACAAAUCAAGACUUUUUAAAUGAACGAAUAAUUUAUUUAUUUCCCCCUUGGUCUGAAUUUAUUUCCAGAAGAAUGUAAAACAGAAAAUUCAAUAUUUAAGAAUUAUGGAUUUUCUAAGAAGCAAAAAAA